Panicum virgatum (switchgrass) is the source of this 840-nucleotide messenger RNA. Its product is annotated as protein FAR1-RELATED SEQUENCE 5-like. The record is from RefSeq and is a predicted model, not a curated record. The transcript is spliced from 2 exons. Lineage: Eukaryota; Viridiplantae; Streptophyta; Magnoliopsida; Poales; Poaceae. Bases 1 to 840 code for a protein of 279 amino acids.
AUGGUGGAUCUUGAGAAUUUGAUGGAUCAUCAAGGUUACCAUGAAGAGAAGUAUGUGAAGAAGGAGAUUAAGAAGCGGAGGCCACGAGAUAUAACUCGUGUUGGAUGCCCUGCAAAAUUGGUGAUUGCACUAGAUCUAAACAGCGGGCAGUGGUAUGUGAAGAAUUUCAUCGAUGAACAUAACCAUCCGCUGGCUCCAGCCGACCUUGGUUGUCUGCUGCGUUCACAUCGAUCAAUCAGCGAUGCGCAGAAGGCUGAAAUUGUCGAGUUGGGGGUUGCUGGGAUCCGCAAACACCAGAUAUUUGAAAUUAUGGAGAUGCAGUACGGUGGGUAUGACAAGGUUGGCUAUACAUCAAGGGACUUGUAUAAUUUCUGCCAUCUCUAUAAGCAGGAGAUAAUUGUUGCUGGUGAUGCUCAAACAAUAAUCAGUCACCUGAUGGAACGUCAAAAUAGAGAUUCUGAUUUCUUUUUCAAGUACAUGACUGAUGGGGAAGGAUACCUGCAGGGCAUGUUCUGGUGUGAUACUCAAUGUCUGCUUGAUUAUGAAGCAUUUGGUGAUGUUGUGGUAUUUGAUAGCACCUACAAAACAAAUCGGUACAACCUGCCCCUUGUUCCUUUUGUUGGAGUGAAUCACCAUUACCGCACAGUUAUUUUCGGAUGUGGAAUUAUUUCUCAUGAGAAUAUCGAGUCAUAUGUGUGGCUGCUGAAAACAUUUACUGAAGCUAAUGUUCAAAAGCAUCCUAUUUUCGUGAUCACUGAUGGAGACCUCGCUAUGCAGAGAGCAAUUAGUGUGGUGUGGCCGAAUUCACCGCAUAGGCUUUGCGGAUGGCAUAUUGAGUAG